Messenger RNA from Paracoccidioides brasiliensis Pb18, 1998 nucleotides. RefSeq lists its product as uncharacterized. The record is from RefSeq and is a predicted model, not a curated record. Bases 1 to 1998 code for a protein of 665 amino acids. The transcript has 2 exons.
AUGUCUUCUCGGAUACCUGUCUUUCCCUCAGUGACAGAUACCCAUCGGCUCGUUGAUCAUGACCGGGCAGAUUCGCACGAUGGACCGCUACAUUGGCGUAGGCCGGCAGGACGUUACAAUCAUCCGCAACGGUAUUAUCGGCAGCACAACUUUCGAAGGUUCCCAAAGCCUUCCGAACGGAAGUACAAAGCUCUCUAUCCAGCAAGUCACUUACCCUACUGGGAUUAUUUAAACGGAGGGAGGCGUGGAUUUCCCCGUUACCCCAGUUCUGCCGGUAGUGGUGACCAAGGUAACUUUGCGUCCUGCGAGCCAUACCCUCCUCACGAGGGACUUCUAGUCCAACCUACCACAAUACCACAAAUGAUUACGCCAAACACCAGAGAAAAAGCCUUCUCUGAAAUUGUUAAUGGCACUUUUGAUUUUGAGAAGUCUCCUUUUUCGCUGGGGAAGACGUUGGCUUCGUCUGCCACAAUUUCUGACGAAUCUCGGUUGCUUAACGGUCUGCCUAACCCCUUUGGCUUAGACACGACCAGCAGUAAAAGCGGAUCGUCAUCUUCAAUGGUUGACCAAUCCAAGAAGCAAGCUGCGCCGUCUGAGAAUUUACAACAAGGAAAUAGUGUUAACAAUGCCCGUAUUAUGUCAACUGCUGGACAAUAUGCUGCAAUUGAGAAACCUUACAACUUGCUGCAAGAUCAAAGCCAAACUGAUUCAUAUACCGUUGGGUUCGGUUCAGCUCCAAACACAAAUUCGACUGAGACGGAGGAGUUUCACCAAUUGCUGCAAAUGAUUGAAUUGCACACCCAGCAGUCGCAGGAUUUGGCAGAUUUAGUCUCGACUUACCUUUCCCGAGGUGGAAGUUACGGAGAUAUUAGGUCAGUAGCUGGCGUUAUUCAUAAAUUCUACAACAAGCCACCCCGUCGCUUGAAUCAGAAUCCAGAAGGGAUACUUCAAGUUGCAUCCCUUCCAGGUGGUGGCGACAGCCCAGACCCACCUCGUGACCACCGAAUUCCAUUCCGGGGACAUAUGAUAGACCGUGUGGAUACAGGUCAGCCAGCAGUUAAUAAGGACGAGAACAAGAAUGGCGAUGAAAGCACCACGACGGCAUGUGAGAACCUUGGCCAGCAUUGGGGAUCUGCUUUGUAUGGUGACAGUGAAGGUCCAAACGGCAUCAAUACACAGGGUAAUUCGGCCACGACGAACCGCGGAACUACUAACAGUGCCUACUUUACCAUGCCAGUAUAUGGACUUCCAGAGGACCCGGCCUUGAGUUCUGCCGAAUUUGGAGGCCUAUACCCUAACUCACUUCCAACGGAGACUUCAAACAAAGCAGCUUCUAAAAAACGGUCAAGGCAAGAUGCGGACGAUCGGUAUCAGAAUAAGACAGAGUGUUCCGUUGACUGUUGCCAUCAUCAUAUCGACGAAUCCAAGAGUUCCGCAAAGAACCAGUGUCAUUCUCAGUGUCAGGGCGAGCGGUCAAAGCGGCCUAAACUCAAUAAUCUCACAGGACCACCAACCCGCCCAUCGUGCCCAUCCUGUAAAGGUCCCCAAUCACUAGUCUCUUCCCAAUCCUCUCAAAGUGGUUAUUCACACUCCACUAGACCGCUCUUUGGAGCGUCGAAAUCUGCACAUGUUUCUGCAGCCUCGGCCAACCCCGGACAUCCAUCAUUUUAUAAGAAGGGUCAGAAAUUAAGCUCAGUGGCACCAAAAUAUACCCAUCACACCUGCGGUUGUCGACCUCGUUGUUUGUGUAGACCUGUUUGUCGCUGCGGACAGGAUACAAGCGUCCUUAAGAAUGGAGACAAUACUGCCAAUUCGGUACAACCACAGCUCAGGUCUUUUUAUGAGAAGGAUCAGAAAUUAAGCUCAGUGGCACCAAAAUAUACCCAUCACACCUGCAGUUGUCGACCUCGUUGUUUAUGUAGACCUGUUUGUCGCUGCGGACAGGAUGCAAGUGUCCUUAUGGAUGGAGACCAUGCCGCCAAUUCGCCGCAGCCAUAG